ACUGACUCUGGCUUUCUGUUGCUCUCUUGCUCGUCAUUCUUUCAGUUUGGCUAUCUUUCGUUCCAAUCCUGGUGUGCAAAUUCGCCGGCAUUUUGUCGUAAUUGUUCAUAAUUCUCCCUUCGUUGAAAUAGUCUUCGUAUUGAGUUUAAUUUUUAGAUGUCCACUGCUGAGGUGGAUCCGUCACCCUCGUCUCCCAGUCCUGCUGCAAAGAAAAGGAAGUUGGAAGAAAAUAACGGGAACAGCAGUAACGGUAGCAAUCACCAUUUAAAAGAAGUUCAGCAGCAAUCGAAAAUGGCAGGAAAUGGCAACAUCCACACCAUCGAUGAGGGUCUUUAUUCCAGACAACUUUAUGUAUUGGGCCAUGAAGCUAUGCAGAGGAUGGCUACUUCUGAUGUCCUGAUUUCCGGUCUUGGAGGCCUUGGAGUGGAAAUUGCUAAGAAUAUCAUCUUGGGAGGUGUGAAGUCUGUCACCCUUCAUGACAACUCAAUUUGCAAAGCCUCUGACCUUUCUUCCCAGUUUUAUGUAUCGGAAGCAGAUCUGGGAAAGAACAGAGCUGAAGUUUCUCACAAGAGCUUGGCCGAACUCAAUCAGUAUGUCCCAGUAGAAACUUAUACAGGAGAGUUGAACAAAGAAUUCUUGAAGAAAUACCGAGUUGUAGUUUUAACUAAUUCAAGUCUUGAAGAGCAACUUCGGGUUUCUGAGAUCGUUCGUAGCUUCGGCAAUGCUCUCAUCGUCUCCAAAACACAAGGUCUGUUUGCCCAAGUCUUCUGUGACUUUGGGGAAGAUUUCACCAUCAUCGAUACUACUGGAGAAAAUCCCGUUUCUGCUAUGAUUGCGGGGGUGACUAAAGAAGAAGCAAGUGUUGUUACUUGCUUGGAUGAGACCCGGCACGGAUUGGAAGAUGGCGAUUGUGUUACUUUCUCGGAGGUACAGGGCAUGGUUGAGCUGAAUGGUUGCGAACCCAAGAAGAUCAAAGUACUUGGACCAUACACCUUUAGCAUUGGUGACACGAGCGCUUUCAGCGACUAUGUACGUGGAGGAGUGGUUACUCAAGUGAAAAUGCCCAAACAAAUCCACUUCAAACCGUUGGCUGACGCGCUCGAAGAACCAGAAUUCGUGAUGACAGAUUUCGGCAAAUUUGAUCGGCCCCCCCAAAUCCAUCUAGCAUUCAGGACAUUGGACGCCUACGUCAAGAAGGAGGGACGAUUGCCAACUCCUUGGAGCCGUAAAGACAGUCAACAGUUUGUGGAUUUAGCUAAAGAGUUAAACACCGGUCUAAGUGGCUUAUCUAAAGUUGAUGAAGUUGACGAAAAGUUAUUGGCCACCUUCUCCCAUGUAUGUCAAGGAGAUUUGAACCCCUUAAACGCCACUCUCGGCGGGGUUGUCGCUCAAGAAGUUAUGAAGGCGUGUAGCGAAAAGUUUUCUCCCAUUGUUCAAUGGCUAUACUUCGAUGCCACCGAGUGUCUGCCAGAUAACCAAGAUUCGUUGACCGAAGAAAACUGUAAGCUUACUGGAUCCAGAUAUGAUGGACAGGUGGCAGUUUUUGGCAAUGAAUUCCAGAAAAAGCUUGGAUCCCUACGUUACUUCAUUGUGGGAGCUGGAGCUAUCGGUUGUGAGCUUCUCAAAAAUUUUGCCAUGAUUGGAGUUGGUGCUGGUGAAGGGGGCCAAGUCUUCGUAACAGACAUGGACUUGAUUGAAAAGUCCAAUCUGAAUAGGCAGUUUCUUUUCCGGUCGCAUGACGUACAGAAACCCAAAUCCAGUUCGGCGGCCGCUGCCGUGAAGGUGAUGAACCCUCAGGCCAACGUUACAGCCUUCGAGAAUCGCGUCGGUCCCGAAACGGAGCAGUUCUUUGAUGACGAUUUUUUUUCGAAAUUGGAUGGCGUUGCUAAUGCCCUCGACAACGUGGAUGCCCGUAUCUACAUGGAUAGGCGCUGCGUCUAUUACCACAAGCCCUUGCUCGAAUCUGGAACUCUGGGUACCAAAGGAAACGUUCAAGUUGUUAUCCCCCAUCUAACGGAGUCAUAUAGUUCGUCUCAAGAUCCUCCGGAAAAAUCAAUUCCUAUCUGUACGCUGAAGAAUUUUCCUAAUGCCAUUGAACACACACUGCAAUGGGCUCGGGAUAUGUUCGAAGGGUUGUUCCGGCAAUCAGCAGAGAGCGCUGCUCAAUAUUUAGUUGAUUCUAAAUUCAUGGAGAGAACACUAAAGCUAACAGGAUCUCAACCACUCGAGAUAGUCGAGGCCGUCCACCGCAGCCUAGUUGAGGAACGUCCGAAGAAUUUUGAGCAGUGUGUGCAAUGGGCUCGCCUCCAUUGGCAGGAACAAUAUCACAAUCAGAUCAAGCAAUUAUUGUUUAAUUUUCCACCCGAGCAACUUACUUCUUCUGGUCAACCGUUUUGGUCGGGACCUAAACGCUGUCCUCAUCCAUUGGAAUUCGAUAUCACUAACCCCGUCCAUUUGGAUUAUGUGGUAGCGGCUGCUAAUCUAAAAGCAAAAAUUUACAACAUCCCACAGUCGCGCGAUGUACAGGCUAUUACUAAAAUGGUUGAAUCGUGUGUCGUACCGGAAUUCGUACCACGUUCAGGAGUUAGAAUUGCUGUUUCGGAUGCGGAAGCUGCUGCUGCCGCCAACAACCCAGGCAUGCUUGAUGAAGACAGACUUACCCAGCUGCAGACGGAGUUGCCAUCUGUGGACUCUCUGUCCGGCUUGCGCAUUCUCCCCCUUGAAUUUGAAAAGGAUGACGACACCAACUUUCACAUGGAUUUCAUCGUAGCCUCUUCUAACUUGCGGGCAGAGAAUUAUGAUAUCGCACCGGCUGAUCGCCACAAGAGCAAACUUAUUGCUGGAAAGAUUAUUCCAGCUAUUGCUACUACUACCUCCGUCGUUUCAGGCUUGGUCUGCAUCGAACUUUUGAAGUUGGUACAGGGUCAUACCAAUCCAGAGGCAUUCAAGAACGGGUUUAUCAACUUGGCUCUUCCGUUCUUUGGCUUUUCUGAACCAAUCGCUGCUCCCAAGCAAACGUAUUACGACAAGGAAUGGACCUUGUGGGAUCGUUUUGAAGUGGAGGGUGAAAAGACGCUCCGACAAUUUAUUGAUUAUUUCGAAAGCGAACACAAGCUGAAAAUCACCAUGCUUUCACAGGGUGUUUGCAUGCUUUAUUCGUUCUUUAUGCCGCAAGCUAAACGAAGCGAACGUAUGGAUCUCCCCAUGUCAGAGGUUGUCAAGCGUGUGUCGAAGAAGAGACUGGAGCCUCAUGUCAAAGCACUCGUCUUCGAGUUAUGCUGUAAUAACCUUGAAGAUGAAGACGUCGAAGUGCCCUACGUCCGUUACGUGCUCCCGACCGAAUAAAACUAUUUGAUUACUCUACGUUGUGCGGCGGGUUGGGGGUUGGUUCAUAAUUUGAUUUCAAGGUUAUUUACUACCAUAAUCAUCAGUUCACUUGCGCUAUAUCUAAUGUUGUGGACUAUUAGCUUAGUUCGUUGCUUUCUUUAAUUCUAAAUAGAAUUCUCUAUGGAAGUUAUGUUGACCUGGGUCAUUUAUAAUCAAUUCCAAGAGUUCUUUCUUUGUGCCAGUGAGUAUUAAAUGUUACCGAUUGGAUUAACAAAGGGCAAAAAUCCUUACUCUACAUGGCUGCAACUUUUUCAACAACCUCCCUUUCAACCCUUCCCCAUUUACCGAUUGUACAACUGGCCUUGAAUAUUGGUAUGAAGUUAAUACAUGCCGUCAAAAUUAAA
Daphnia pulicaria is the source of this 3731-nucleotide messenger RNA. It is a transcript of the gene Uba1, whose product is annotated as ubiquitin-like modifier-activating enzyme 1. The record is from RefSeq and is a predicted model, not a curated record. Gene Ontology annotation, biological process: protein sumoylation. Gene Ontology annotation, cellular component: SUMO activating enzyme complex; cytoplasm. The transcript has 8 exons. Gene Ontology annotation, molecular function: SUMO activating enzyme activity. The coding region runs from base 157 to 3345 and encodes 1062 amino acids. NCBI's taxonomy places the organism in Eukaryota, Metazoa, Arthropoda, Branchiopoda, Diplostraca, Daphniidae.